ACCAAACCAGCCCGAUGAUGAUGAAUACAUUGGAAAGUUUUUUUGGCCCUGGUGAGGGUGUCAGAUUGAAUGCUCUGUGCGCAUGUGCGAAGGUGUCCAAACUGACAAUGCUGGGGAGAUGAAGAUAGUGUGUAGCUGCUUCUGGGCUCAAGGAGGAGGAGAGGAAUCCACACGCCGACACGAUGAGAUCCAAGGCGAGGGCGAGAAAACUGCCCAAAAGUGACAGCGAGAUUGUAAAUAAUAUGUACGAGACCGACCCCGAUCUCCUUGCUGGAGAAAGCGCAGAGGAGGAAACUGAGGACAGUAUAAUGUCCCCCAUCCCUGUGGGACCUCCGUCACCCUUCCCCACCAGUGAGGACUUCACUCCCAAGGAGGGCUCACCCUAUGAAGCUCCCGUCUACAUUCCUGAUGACAUUCCAAUCCCACCAGAUUUUGAACUCAGAGAAUCUUCGAUCCCAGGGGCAGGGCUAGGGAUUUGGGCCAAAAAGAAGAUUGAAGUUGGGGAAAGAUUUGGACCCUAUAUGGCAGUACAGAGGAGCACAUUAAAGGAAACAAACUUUGGAUGGGAGCAAAUACUGACUGAUCCCGAGGUGACCUCCCAAGAGGGCAAUAUUAAAAAGGUUCCCGAUGCCCUGGGCACUGAGAAGUUCUGCGGCGACGCCGGCCAGGGCGGGGCUGGGAACUGGCUGAAGUACAUCCGAGUGUGCUGCUCCUGCGACGAGCAGAACCUGGCUGUGUGCCACAUCAACGAGCAGGUCUAUUAUAAAGUUAUUAAAGAGAUUGAGCCGGGAGAAGAGCUGCUGGUGUGUCUGAAGGAAGGAGGUUAUUCCCUGGGGAACAUGGCACCCAGCAUGGAAGAGGAGCCCUCGUUCCGCUGCGAGGACUGCGAUGAGCUGUUCCAGUCCAAGCUGGACCUGCGGCGCCACAAGAAGUACGGCUGCGGGGCCGUGGGGGCCCUCUACGAGAGCCUCAGCAACGAGAUCAAGCAGGAGGGCCUCGCAGAUGGACAGAUCUACGAGUGCAAGGACUGUGAGAGGAUGUUCCCCAAUAAAUACAGCCUGGAGCAGCACAUGGUGAUCCACACCGAGGAGAGGGAGUACAAGUGUGACCAGUGUCCCAAGGCUUUCAACUGGAAAUCCAACCUGAUUCGUCACCAAAUGUCUCACGACAGUGGGAAACGGUUUGAAUGUGAAAACUGUGUUAAGGUGUUUACGGACCCCAGCAACCUCCAGCGGCACAUCCGCUCGCAGCACGUGGGGGCGCGGGCCCACGCCUGCCCCGACUGCGGCAAGACCUUCGCCACCUCCUCGGGCCUCAAGCAGCACAAGCACAUCCACAGCACUGUCAAACCUUUCAUAUGUGAGGUCUGUCACAAAUCCUACACGCAGUUCUCCAACCUGUGCCGCCACAAGCGGAUGCACGCGGACUGCCGCACCCAGAUCAAGUGCAAGGACUGCGGGCAGAUGUUCAGCACUACCUCCUCCCUCAACAAGCACCGGCGCUUCUGCGAGGGCAAGAACCAUUACAGCCCCGCCGGCAUCUUCGCCCCCGGCCUCCCCCUCACGCCCACCUCCAUGAUGGACAAAUCCAAACCCUCUCCCAACCUCAACCACGCCAGCCUGGGCUUUAACGAGUAUUUCCCGUCCCGCCCGCACCCCGGCGGGCUCCCGUUCUCGCCAGCCCCCCCAGCCUUCCCCGCCCUCACCCCGGGAUUCCCGGGGAUUUUUCCACCUUCUCUGUACCCCAGGCCUCCCUUGUUACCGCCCACGCAACUGCUCAAAAGUCCCCUCAACCACACUCCGGACGCGAAGCUCCCCAGCCCCCUCGGGAACCCGGCGUUGCCCCUGAUCUCCGCGGUGAGCAACAGCAACCAGGCUCCUUCAGGGGAGGAGAAAUGUGAAAGCAGCCUGGAGAACUCCUACCUGGAGAAGCUAAAAGCCAGGAACAGUGACAUGUCCGAUGGCAGUGACUUUGAGGAUGUCAAUACGACCACGGGCACGGACCUGGACACCACGACUGGCACCGGCUCUGACCUGGACAGUGACGCGGAGAGUGACAGGGACAAAACGAAAGACAAGAGCAAACAAAUGGAGACCAAGCCAGAUUUUGUCAGCAGCUCGGUGUCUGCCAGUUCCACCAACACCACGAGCGAGAUCCCUCUCUUCUAUUCUCAGCAUUCCUUCUUUCCUCCCCCCGAGGAGCACCUGCUGCCCACCACGGGCGCUGCCAAUGACUCUAUUAAAGCUAUCGCCUCUAUUGCAGAGAAGUAUUUUGGGCCUGGCUUUAUGGGGAUGCAGGAGAAAAAGAUGGGUUCACUCCCGUAUCAUUCCAUGUUCCCUUUCCAGUUCCUCCCCAAUUUCCCCCACUCCCUCUACCCUUUCACGGAGCGGACCCUCAAUCACAACUUGCUGGUCAAGGCAGAACCAAAGUCACCCAGGGACCUCCACAAAGUCGGUGGCACCAGCUCGGAGUCCCCCUUCGAUCUCACCACGAAGCCAAAAGAGAUUAAGCCAAUCCUGCCGCCUCCCAAGGUCCUCCCAGCCCCGUCCUCAGGGGAGGAGCAGCCACUGGAUCUGAGCAUUGGCAACCGCAUCCGAGCCAGCCAGAACGGAGGGAGAGAGCCACGGAAAAACCACAUUUAUGGGGAGAGGAAGCUGAUGGCAAGUGAGGUCUUACCUAAGAUUUCCCAGUCCCAGCUGCCUCAGCAGCCUUCCCUGCACUACGCUAAGCCAUCGCCCUUUUUCAUGGACCCCAUCUACAGCAGGGUGGAGAAGCGGAAGGUGACAGACCCCGUGGGUGCCCUCAAGGAGAAGUACCUGCGACCCUCCCCGCUGCUUUUCCACCCCCAGAUGUCGGCCAUCGAGACGAUGACGGAGAAACUGGAGAGCUUUGCAGCCAUGAAGGCCGACUCUGGCUCGUCCCUGCAGCCCCUUCCCCACCACCCCUUCAACUUCCGAUCGCCGCCGCCCACGCUCUCCGACCCCAUCCUGCGCAAGGGCAAGGAGCGCUACACCUGCAGGUACUGUGGCAAGAUCUUCCCACGCUCAGCCAACCUGACGAGGCAUCUGCGGACACACACUGGGGAGCAGCCUUACAGGUGUAAAUACUGUGACAGGUCAUUCAGCAUUUCCUCCAACCUGCAGCGGCACGUCAGGAACAUCCACAACAAGGAGAAGCCAUUCAAGUGCCACCUGUGCAACAGGUGCUUUGGGCAGCAGACCAACCUCGACAGGCACCUGAAGAAGCACGAGCACGAGAACGUUCCAGUGAGCCAGCACUCCGGAGUCAUCACCAACCACCUCGGGACCAGCGCCUCCUCCCCCACCUCGGAAUCAGACAACCAUGCACUUUUAGACGAAAAAGAGGAUUCCUAUUUCUCGGAAAUCAGAAAUUUUAUUGCCAAUAGCGAGAUGAAUCAAGCGUCGGCUUUAGCGGAUAAAAGGCCAGAAAUCCAGGAUAUUGAUGGCAAUUCCCAGUGCCACGGACUGGCAAACGAGAAGACAGAAGAUGUGGACGAUGAGGACGAAGAACUGGAAGAGGAAGAUGACGACAGCCUGACUGGGAAGUCCCAGGACGAGACGGCGUCGCCCACGGCAGAGCCCCGGGGAGCAUUCGAGGAUGAGGAGGAUGAGGAGCCCACGUCUCUCACCAUGAGCUUUGACCACACCCGAAGGUGUAUUGAGGAGGACGAAGCCGGCCUGUUAGAUUUGGAGCAGAUGCCGAAUUUUGGGAAGGGGCUGGAUCUCCGCAAAGCGGCCGAGGAAGCAUUUGAAGUUAAAGAUGUGUUUAAUUCCACCUUAGACUCUGAGGCAAUAAAACAGACUCUGUACAGGCAGGCUAAAAACCAGGCUUAUGCAAUGAUGCUGUCCCUGUCUGAGAACGCUCCCCUCCACACGUCCUCCCAGAACUCUCUGGGGGCUUGGCUGGACAUGGCAGGAGCAGCUUCAGAGUCGGGGACCUUUAACCCCAUCAACCACCUCUGAGAGGUCCACAAGGCACUGGCCAGAGCCCAGGUGAGGCAGUGGUGGUGCUGCAGCCAUCCCAGCAAAAUCCCAGCGAGCAGAAGAUGGAUGAGAGGGCCUCAGGGAGUCGUCUGGACUUUGGGCUGAGAAGGAAACCUGUCACAUCUGACCUACACGUCCUGCAUUUUUAUCUCUCUAGAGUUUUCCUUUCUAAUUUAUCACAAUGAACCUCUCCCAAACUGGAUAACCCUGAAGCAGCCCCAGGAUUUCACAGCCUGUAGGAAUAGCAUGAGCAAGACACGAAUUGCAACAGGGCAAUCAAAGAUUGGCCCCUCCAACCUUCCAAACCAGUGUCACUGAGCCAGCACAGCCUGAGCAGGAGCGACAGCUUGGAACCACAGGGCAGCAUUUCCUUCCCAUCCAGCUGCAUGGUGAAGCACCAAGGGAAGAGAGCCAGGUGUGACCUGUCCCCGCUGCAACUGUGACACAGCCACUGGAGUUAUGUCAGGGAAAGGCAAACUCAACGCACUUAACUGACCCCCACAAAAGAAUUUGGAAUUCUGUACUCCCACAGAAACACCAUCCUGUCCUUUGCUCCCAGCAAACACUGGCACAGUGCAAAGCUCCUCCAAGGUGAGGCCACGUUGCCUGCAGUCCUCGUGAGCCACAUGCAGCUCCCAGCCUGGAACAGUGCUGAGGCUGGGGUGACAGAUGUGUCACACGGACAUGGAUGGUCCCCUGUGCCCUGAGCGAGGCUGGGAGAGCUCCCUGCCCCUCCUGGUUCCUGUGGGAGUGCCUGGGACAGAGCCAGCAUGGUGGAACUCCUGGAAAUGCUUGGAUUUGCCUAAGAAGAGAGGUCACAGGGUAAAGCUCUUCCUGGUUGUGCAUAAGGAAACGUGUGCUGGGCAAACCCAGGGCAGCUCAGACACAUCUGCUCAUGUGUCAGGGUUUCAGGGUGACAUCACCCUGUGCUGAUGGUAUCUGUGGCACAGAUCUCUGAUUCACACCGUUGGUUUGGCCUGGUUUUCCCUCUGCACUGCCUGCUGCUGCUUGGCCUGUAAUUUAAGUAGAAAGAUGAACAUUUCCAUGCUCCAGCAGCCUCAGGGGUGCAGAACAUGGAGAUAAGAAUCCAGCUGUCUCUCUGACUAAAACUUCUCAUAGAGAUUUUAUGAGUGAUUUCCAAUCACUUUCAAACCUCAUCUUGUCUACUGAUACACAGCAGCCUCCACAAAUCCUGGGGGCUUUGUGCUGUUCUCUGCUGCAAUUCCCAGCCUCUGUUGGAGCAGGGAAUUUGGAGAUGACAUUCCUUUUGGGAAUGGUUGGGAAAGCCAUGGAAAAGGGCAGAUGGAGGGUUCUAGGCCGGUCUAGUGUGGGAAGCCUCAUUCCAGCAGGCCAAAACAAUGGAACAAGCUCCCUGAGCAAAGCAGAGUCAGAGUUGGGUGUGACACCUUUGCAAGUCAGCUUUGCACCCAAGAGCACAUGUGAGGCUGAUUUUGGGGAGCCUCAGAGUGCCCCCCCAGGAAAGCAUCCAGGGUGGCUUUGGUACAGAGGGAACAAAAGGUAAAUUAGCAACAGUGUGUUUUCCCAAGAAAAUUUACCCUCCCUUUUUUGGUUUUCCACAACAUCCUGUGAAAGUGCCCAAGGCUCUGAGAGCACCAGGCGGUGUGACCGAGCUGCUUCAUGUAUUUGCACAAAGCUCCUGGGUAGGAGAGCCAACCCUGCCGGAGGAAUCCCGGCUCUGUGGAGGAGAGGGACAGCCCUGUCCCAUCCCAUCCCGUCCCAUCCCAUCCCAUCCCAUCCCAUCCCAUCCCAUCCCAUCCCAUCCCAUCCCUCCCAU
Molecule: messenger RNA, 5799 nt
Organism: Passer montanus (Eurasian tree sparrow)
Lineage: Eukaryota; Metazoa; Chordata; Aves; Passeriformes; Passeridae
Gene: PRDM16
Product: PR/SET domain 16
Exons: 17
Coding region: 183-3983 (1266 amino acids)
Biological process (GO): regulation of transcription by RNA polymerase II
Cellular component (GO): nucleus
Molecular function (GO): RNA polymerase II cis-regulatory region sequence-specific DNA binding; DNA-binding transcription activator activity, RNA polymerase II-specific; histone H3K9 methyltransferase activity
Source: RefSeq, a predicted model, not a curated record